AACCAAAAAAAUAACAGAAAGCAUCAUUAUCCGGUGGAGACGAGAUGACUUGUGUGAGGCUUUCAAUGAUUAUGGAAGUGUCGAAAAAGAAAGCUGGAGAUUUCCAGAAAUGUCACGAUUUGAUUCCCGGUUUACCGUCCGAAUUAGCUUUGGAGUGUUUGGUCAGAGUUCCGUACCAAUUCCAAUCCGCCAUGAAAUCCGUUUGCCGUUCUUGGCGAACUUUACUCUCCGACUCUUCUUUCAUUCGAGAGAGGCGGAGAUGCGGUAAAGCAGAGCUUCUCCUCUGCCUCGUUCAACCGCUUACGCCGCCAAUUCCAGCGUCUAAUGCGGUUGGAGAGACAUUAAUGGUGGACGAGAAAAAAUCAGAGGAUGAGUCACAACCGCGCGUUUUCUGCACGCCGCGGUUUGGAUUGAGCGUUUAUAACGCUGCGAUGUCCACGUGGCAUCGCGUUGCGUUAUCCGAGAAGCAGCAGAUCCCGCUUUUCUGCGAGUGCGUCGUGCUUCAGGACGCCGGGAAGAUUCUUCUCAUCGGCGGUUGGGAUCCGGAGACGUUACAGCCGACGAGAGACGUUUACGUUCUGGAAUUCGCCGGAAGGAAGUGGAGACGAGGUGCGCCGAUGAAGGAAUCGCGAUCGUUCUUCGCCUGCGCCUCCGUUGGUUCAACGAAGGUAUACGUUGCCGGAGGUCACGACGAUCAGAAAAACGCUUUAAGCUCGGCGGAGGUGUACGACGUCGAGAAAGACGAGUGGUCGACGGUUCCUCCGAUGACGGAAGGAAGAGACGAAUGUCAAGGGUUCGCCAUUGGUACGGAUCUAAGGUUUUGCGUAUUGAGUGGUUACGGAACGGAAUCUCAAGGAAGAUUCCGAUCUGACGGAGAAAUUUACGAGCCAGCUACAAAUUCCUGGUCCAAAAGCGAAAACAUUUGGCGAUUUCCAGAUACUAGCCCGAGAGGUCGCACCGCCGGAGACUUAAGAAGCUCCUCUAAGUUAUUGUGUUUCACAGAAACUGAUUUACAGAGUGAACGUCGAUGGGAAACUAAGGAUGAUUCGAGAAAUUGGAAACUGGAUCUUGAAACAAUACAGCUUCCGAUGACUGGAAGCUCAGUUUUCGCCGGAAGCUUAGGAGGUGAAUCGGUGGUAAUGAUUGGCGGCAAAAGAGAGAGUGAAGGUGAAGGAGGAGUGAUGAUGAAGAUGACGACUGAGAAGAAAAUGGGACAAUGGAGUCAUGUUCACAUACCUUCUGAUUUCUCUACUCUUCCAUUUUCACAUGCUUCAAUCUAUGUUUGAAAAUCCAAAGAUUUUAUAGUACAACAUUGUGUUUGAUCUGAUGUAAUUUACACCACCACAUAGAAAAAACAAAGAACUGGUUAACAAAAGGAAAAAAGAAUU
Molecule: messenger RNA, 1388 nt
Organism: Arabidopsis arenosa
Lineage: Eukaryota; Viridiplantae; Streptophyta; Magnoliopsida; Brassicales; Brassicaceae
Source: the annotation of a GenBank genome assembly